AUGCCAGACACGGGUCCUAUAGCACCAACCAGGAUGAUAAUCAAGAAUGGAACAACAAAAAAAUUGAAAGUCCUAGUCAAGUACAAAUUCAAAAGAGCAAGGGAAAUAGUGCCAAAAGUUCUUCAUGAUCAUCUGGCAUACAGGUUUGAGAUUUUAGAAGUCAUCGGUAAAGGAUCGUUUGGUCAAGUUAUUCGGGCUCUUGACCACAAAACCAACCAGCAGGUGGCUGUGAAAAUCAUCCGGAACAAAAAACGAUUUCAUCAGCAAGCUGUCGUGGAAGUGAAGAUAUUAGAACUUCUAGCCAAAAAGGACAAAGACGGUUACCACAAUGUGAUUCAUAUAAUUGACCACUUUUAUUUCAGAAACCAUCUAUGUAUCACAUUUGAAUUAAUGGGCCUCAACCUGUAUGAAUUGAUAAAGAAAAAUAACUACCAAGGCUUAAGCCUAGGGCUUAUCCGAAGACUGACUUACUCACUAGUCCAGUGUCUGUGUCUCCUAUACAGAGAGAAUGUCAUUCACUGUGACUUAAAACCGGAAAAUAUCUUGCUCAAACAACGGGGAAGUAGUUCCAUAAAGGUGAUUGACUUUGGAAGUUCCUGUUUUAUCCAACAGAGGGUGUACACCUACAUACAAUCAAGGUUUUACAGGGCUCCUGAGGUGAUUCUGGGAGUACCCUAUGGACCAGCUAUUGACAUGUGGAGUCUUGGAUGUAUUCUGGCUGAGCUUUAUACCGGAUUUCCGCUGUUUCCUGGUGAAAACGAGGCUGACCAGCUGGCAUGCAUUAUGGAAGUUAUUGGACCACCUCCAGCUGAAGUCUUAGAGGUAGCAUCAAGACGUCGUUUGUUCUUUGAUUCCAAAGGAAAUCCCCGAAAUAUAACUAACAGCAAGGGUAAAAAACGUAGACCAGGAACCAAAACGCUACCCUUGGUACUUGGGUGCUACGAAGAACAGUUUGUGAAUUUCCUCACUAGGUGUCUCAAUUGGAACCCGGAGUUCAGGAUUACCCCAGAAGAGGCUCUAAACCACAAAUGGAUAGCUGAAUGCAAAGCUGGCCGUCGUGAGAGAAGCGGAUCUAAGAUGUCACAAGUUUCAACAUCAACAAAAGAGAGCGACCCGGAAAGCCGAAAGUCAUCAACUUUGAAAGUUCCUAAGUGCAUAAGCAUUUCUACUCGGGGAAGAUCUAUUGAAAGAAGAACAAGUAGUAAAACCUCCUCGGAAGAAUGUUUACUUCUACGACCAGUAGAAAGCGUGGACAGCAACAGUGGAGAAACACAGUAUCUACUAGAAGAUUCAGGAACCUUCUUACCGCCUAUCCUUUGAUGCGAGAUGUAUAACGUGGAGUUAUCAGUGUUUGUGGAUCCUUCGGCAGAGGAUGACUACAAAA
This is a messenger RNA of Limulus polyphemus (Atlantic horseshoe crab), 1384 nucleotides long. RefSeq names its product dual specificity tyrosine-phosphorylation-regulated kinase 2-like. The coding region runs from base 1 to 1320 and encodes 439 amino acids. The transcript has 10 exons. The record is from RefSeq and is a predicted model, not a curated record. Gene Ontology annotation, molecular function: ATP binding; protein serine/threonine kinase activity. Gene Ontology annotation, cellular component: nucleus. Lineage: Eukaryota; Metazoa; Arthropoda; Merostomata; Xiphosura; Limulidae. Gene Ontology annotation, biological process: peptidyl-serine phosphorylation; peptidyl-threonine phosphorylation.